This is a messenger RNA of Ixodes scapularis (black-legged tick), 923 nucleotides long. RefSeq names its product carboxypeptidase inhibitor SmCI-like. The transcript is spliced from 7 exons. Lineage: Eukaryota; Metazoa; Arthropoda; Arachnida; Ixodida; Ixodidae. The coding region runs from base 93 to 923 and encodes 276 amino acids. Gene Ontology annotation, molecular function: serine-type endopeptidase inhibitor activity. The record is from RefSeq and is a predicted model, not a curated record.
GAAGCAAAAGGCUGGCACCGUGAUAUAAAAGAACACAUUGCCGCAGGAAGGUUUUUCAAAGUUAACACGGUAAAUUCAGCCAGAAGGAGCUCAUGAUGCACAAGGAAAUUAUUUGGACCCUCAUAGUCACGGCCUUAGGUAUUUGUAGCGGCCAGAACUCUCAGGAUGAAAAUCUCUGUCUCGACACGCCCGAUUUCGGUCAAGGCCGGAAUGUUGUAAAAGGAUGGAGUUACAACUCGGAACUCGACAAGUGCUACGUAUUUGAUCAUGUGAAAAGAGAUGACUACAGCAACGAAAAUAUAUUCCUGGAUGAAUCUUCUUGCAACAAACGAUGCAGACCAAAUGUUCCUGCCAAGUGCUACGCAAAACCACCAUCGAGCGAGGGAUCAUUAGACUUUCCAGUUGUGACUUAUGAUCGAACCACCGGAAAAUGUUUGCCGAUUCGUGCGCCCGACGAAGAUCAAACAAAAAACGUGUUUAGAAGUGAUGCCUCCUGCACAAAGGAGUGUCGAGAUACGGAUCUACGCUUGUGCCUUAACCCCAAUGAAGAUGACUGCGAAUAUAUUGGCAGCCCGAGUUAUGGAUACGAUCCUAAGGAUCAAACUUGCAAAGAAAAAACUGAUGGGUCUUGCGGCGGAUUUCGAUCUGUCGAAGACUGCUUCAAGCGCUGCGGACCUCUGGUAGAGAACAAAUGCAGGCUGCCAAUACAACAUAUACUUACAUGUGAGGAACCCCAAAAAACAUACGGAUACAAUGAAAAAACGCAGCAAUGCGAGGAACGUCUUGGCUGUGCUGAUGGUGGAAACAGUUUCCAGGAAGCUGAACAGUGCUGGAAGAACUUAAGAAUCAACCCAUCGUUGCAGUAUGAAACCAGACACUGGGCGUUUUCCAAAAAUUGGAUUCUACACGCGGUAUUAUUUUGA